Messenger RNA from Ostertagia ostertagi, 324 nucleotides. Lineage: Eukaryota; Metazoa; Nematoda; Chromadorea; Rhabditida; Trichostrongylidae. The record is from the annotation of a GenBank genome assembly.
AUGCACGACUUGAACGAAGCCCUGGAAGAACUUCGUAGUUGUCUACCGUACUCUCAGGACCAGUCUGCACGGAAAAUGAGCAAAAUCAAUACUUUGCUACUGGCAUGCAACUGGAUUCGGCAGCUGACGAUCCGAAAUCACGAGCUGCAGAAGCAGGUGGCAGCGUUGCGAGCUGAGGACCGUAUCUCUGUGCCUAUCGGACCCCCACCGCCAUCAUCUCACACCAACCAACGCGUUUACCAUGACACCUGGGCCUAUCAAUUUCGCACUAGGACCACCUGCAUGAAACGUUCGGCAGCUAAUAGCGCCAUGUAUUUCAUGUCG